UUCAACACACUAACCCACAAUUCAACAGAUUGACCAACAUUUCAAAACACACCCCCAAUUCAACACACCAACCCAAAUAUCAAAACACCAACUCACAAUUCAACACACUGACCAACAUUUCAACACACCCAUCCAAUUCAACACACUAACCCACAAAUCAACAUGAAAGCAUACAAUCAACCAUCAAAAGCAGUCACAUAGUGACUUAGGUGUAUCUUACAAUAAUACUUGCAGUUGUGCUUAAAUACAAAUCUAUAAUUUUUCUGUGUUUUAGUCUAUCAUGUUAUGUCAUCUUAUUCAGAGGAUCUCACACACUAAAUUCUAUUUUACAGGUCAGAACAUACAACAUCAUAUAGUACACAGCUGGAUGACAUAAUACACAGAAAAUGGGGCCAUGUUUUGUCUUGUCACCAUCACAACUACUGACUGACAUUAUAGAAAAUCUACAACAAUGCAUUUUUAAGUCUACCCAAGAGAAAAAGACUUCAGUGACUUUGUAUUUUAUAAACCUAGUGUUUUUGGCUUAUUUUCUGUUGGUCUAGAUAUGACAGCCUAUUGUCUAUGUCUCAGUGGUGUUGAGGGGGAUUAAGUAGGCUACAUUCAGUGCUUUUAGGCAACAUUAAAGUCUUUGUUGUUCGUGACGUGUGGAUUGGUAAAACAGCCCAAUGACUCAAAUCAAGUUGAUCAAUCUAUGCACCUAGUCUACAAGUGUCCUCUAAUGCAUAUUUGUCGUAGCCUUAUUAAGCAAUAGGUCUUGGCGUGUGUGGUAUACUACAUGGCAAAUAUACCACUAUGUGCUAUUCAUAGGCACCACACCACAGCACAACUGUGGUAUACUGGCCAAAUACAAAAGGCCUAAACCCUGAGAUUCCUUAUUGCUAUUGUAAACCAGAAAUUAAAAAGGUUUGUGAUGUCAUACCCAUGGAACACGAUCUCAUACACCAUGGCUUUCACCCAGUGACCAUGAAGCAGAAGAAAUGUUGUGAUUGCAAUUCAUGUGGAUUUUACCACUUGACUGGGUUAGGUGGGCAUAUGUCUUUCAACAGAGCCUGGGGGAGAGAUCAUAGCAGCUCCCAUGUUCUCUGUCUCCUCAUUCUAUGGAAUCCCUCACUGUGGAGCUGGGCUUAUUGGACCACAGCUGAGAUGCUUGAACCCUCCCAGUAGCUCCUGGUCCUGGCAAAGUUUGGUUCCAUGCUCCCUCCUGCUCGAGGAUGCUGUUACUGGAAGCUGAUCCUGAGCAUUCAUCAAUACCAUCUCUGUCAUGACACUGGGUGGAUGAAUGAAGCAAUGCUGUACUGUCACACACCUUCCAGUCCUAUAAAUGCAGGGGAAUCUGAUCCAAGUAUAGUCAAUUCAUAUUGUUGCGCUGGGCAGCGAGUGCCCUGGAGGAGUGGGGCCUGGGGAAGAGGCCAUGGGUCAGGGCCAACUCCAGGGGGGCCUGCUGUGGAGCUACUUGGGUCAUGGCGCCGUGGCUGGAGGGCCUGAUGAGAGCAGCCUGUCCAACCCGGCAUUUAUGGAGUACACGUCCCGCGUGUUCGGAGAUGUCACUGUGGUGGUGCAGGACUGCCCCAGCUGGGAUCUGCUGGACAGUGACUGGGCCAGUGUGCGGAGUGUUCUGGAGCAGGCUGACAUACUGGUCAUCAAGUAUUCGGUCAACGACAAGCUGGCCUUCCAGCAGGUGCGCAACGGAUACGCCCCCAGACUCCGCCCCCUGCUACGUCACUGGGGUGUUCCCGUCAUUCUCGUGGCCGUGGGGGCUCGUCUGAACGACGAGGGCCCCCCCUGCACGUGCCCCCUGUGUGCGUCUGACUGGAGCAGCUGUGUGCCCCACAGUGAGGGCCUGCAGCUCUCCAGGGACCUUGGGGCCACUUACCUGGAGCUGCCCUCGCUCAACCACGUGUUUGUGGGGCGCUACUUCGGCAGCGUGCUGGAGUACUUUAUGAUUCAGUGUUUGAAGCAGAAGGCCAAAGAGCGUCCUGAAAAAAGGCGGGGCUACAAGCUGAACGAGCCUCGCCCCCCUCAUUUAGAACAGCCAGCCCGCCUUCCCCCCAUCCGAGUGGAGGAGUCCAGCUUCUCUCAGGACCUGCAGUGGCUUCUGGAGCGCGGAGUCCAGUUCGCCGACGUGGCCUUCUACUCCGGGGACUCCGGGAAGGAGCUGGGCUGGGGACAUGCCGCCGUGCUCUGCGCCGUCAGUCCCUACUUCAGACAGCUGCUGCUGGGCCCCAAGGCCAGGGAGAGGCCCGUCUCGCGCUGCGCCUGCCGGGGCGAUGGAGGCCCCCCGUCGCUGCUCUCCACCUGGGACGGGGGCCUCGGCAUGGAGGAUGGGUCCCGGCCCGACGGGCACCUGACCGGACGACUGUCCCGCUUGGUGGUGAAGGACCCUCUGCUGUGCCUGUGUCUGUGGGAGACACUCAUGUUCCUUUACAGAGGGGCGUGGGAGUGGGAGCACCUCCAGGAGGCCGUGGGGGAGAAGCUGAAGAACUCUCUGGCCGUGGUUCAACUCAUGGACCGAAUCCGCUCCUUCCUGGGCAGAGACAAGCUCCCCAGGGACACACCCAAUGCCCGUGCUGCCCAGCUUGGUCCUCAGUCUUUGGUCAACCUCUUUAACUCUCCUCUGUACUCUGAUGUCAUCUUCAUGGUGCAAGGGAGUGUGUUACCAGCUCACAGAGCGGUCCUGGUGGCUCGCUGCGAUGUCAUGGCGGCCAUGUUCAGUGGGAAAUACGCAGAGGCACGGAGUCGUGUGGUGCCGAUCCACGGCGUCUCCUCCGACACCUUCCUCUCCUUCCUGGAGUACCUUUACACUGACACCUGCUGUCCCGCCAGUGUGUUGCAGGCCAUGGCCGUGCUCGUCUGCGCCGAGAUGUACCAGGUGAAGCGGCUGCAGCACCUGUGCGAGGUGUGCGUGUGCGCCUACCUCCAGAGCAUGCCCAGCCGUGAGCUGGCGUCCACGGGCAUCAGCGUCAUCCGCCUACUCCGCAGGGCUAAGUGCCACAAUGCAGAGCAGCUGUACGUAUGGCUCCUCCACUUCAUUGCCAAUAACUACUUGAUCUUCAGCCACAAGCCCGACUUCCUGGAGCUAUCAGAGGAAGAGCGGGAGCAGGUGGAGAGACUACGCUGGCCGUCCAGGGGCUACCUGCAGGAGCUGAGCGAGUAUCAGCAGCGCCGACGCAAACUCAAGAAGUCCCGCUGCCUGGUCAUGUGACAUCCACCCGCCGCCACACCCUGGAGAGGCAACAGUGAGAGGCAGAGGGGAGAAGGGGGAGGUGUGGGGCGAGACGCAGAGGACAGAAAGGAAGGAGUCAAAGGUCACGGUGAGGUGGCGAGACAGAACGAGAGAAGACUUUACAAACAAACCAGACUUUAAACGCCUCCAUUGGACA
Molecule: messenger RNA, 3380 nt
Organism: Esox lucius (northern pike)
Lineage: Eukaryota; Metazoa; Chordata; Actinopteri; Esociformes; Esocidae
Gene: rhobtb3
Product: Rho related BTB domain containing 3
Exons: 13
Coding region: 1412-3202 (596 amino acids)
Biological process (GO): proteasome-mediated ubiquitin-dependent protein catabolic process; regulation of proteolysis
Cellular component (GO): cytoplasm
Molecular function (GO): ubiquitin protein ligase binding
Source: RefSeq, a predicted model, not a curated record